This is a messenger RNA of Magallana angulata, 2207 nucleotides long. Its product is annotated as rab5 GDP/GTP exchange factor-like. The transcript has 7 exons. Gene Ontology annotation, cellular component: endocytic vesicle; cytosol. Gene Ontology annotation, biological process: vesicle-mediated transport. Gene Ontology annotation, molecular function: small GTPase binding; DNA binding; zinc ion binding. The record is from RefSeq and is a predicted model, not a curated record. Lineage: Eukaryota; Metazoa; Mollusca; Bivalvia; Ostreida; Ostreidae. The coding region runs from base 117 to 1640 and encodes 507 amino acids.
UCAAAUUCGAAACUAUUUAGUUCACAAUGGAGUAAGAAGAAACCAGGAGGACUGAACAUCAUAUGACCACAAUUGAUUAAUAUGAUUUUUUGCCUGUCUAAGUAGCAACUCCCAGAAUGAGUACAAACAAGAAAUCUGCCAAGAAGGGCAGCCAUCACUUUCAUGUUGAUGAGUCGGACCUUUUGUGUAAAAAUGGCUGUGGUUUCUAUGGUAACCCAGCAUGGCAGGGGUUUUGUUCCAAGUGUUACAGAGAGGUUUACCAAGCGGCUAAGCAGGCCCAGGCUCAGCAUGAUGAACAACAGCACAGGCCGAUGGGGGAGACAGAAGAGGCCAGUACCCCCCUCUUCUCCAAGUUCACCGAGAAGAAAUCGCUGCAGUUCAACAAAAGAUCUCACACUGUCAAAUCCAUAUUCAGGAAAACUCCAACAAAAGAUUCCCCCAUUCAGGAAAACACACCCCCUCGUAAAGAAAUCAAACGUGUCAGCUUGGAAACCCAGCAGCUUGGAACAGAGUUUGCCGACUACCUGAAGUCUCUUCGCAAAAACGUGGCUGUUGAUGUAUCCAAGCACACCAAAGCCAUAGUGGACAAACUGAGUCAGUAUGCGGACGCUUCAGUGGAGGAACUGUCCGAGAUGAUUCAGGACUUCUACCAGAACAUGUCUGAUAGGAUGAAUUCACACAAUACUUACAAAGGUCAGAGCCCAGAGAUGUCGGAGAAGCUGUUAGACUACAUAGAGAAGUAUGUGAUGGUACGAGUCUACUCCAUGGUAUUCUGUCAGAGUAAUGAGGAUGAGCAGAAGGACCUCCAGAUCCAGGACCGUAUUCGUGGGCUUCACUGGGUCACAGCUCAGCAGUUGGAUACACCCAUCAACGACAAUGAGGAUGAAGUACGGCAGCUCGUUGACCGUGCCAUCACAGAAAUAAUCGAGAUGAACUCAAAGAAGUCUCCCCCAGACAAGUUGGACUGUGUCACCCGAUGUUGUAAGAAUAUUUUUGAAAUCCUCCGUCAUUCCAAAACUGGACCAGCAAAUGCAGACGAUUUCCUACCAGCAUUAAUCUUCAUUGUUCUGAAGGCCAACCCACCUUUGCUUCAGUCAAACAUUCAGUACAUUACAAGGUUUGCCAAUCCAAGUCGGCUGAUGAGUGGAGAAGCAGGAUACUACUUCACAAACUUGUGCUGUGCUGUAUCUUUCAUUGAGGGAAUCAAUGCAGAGUCUUUAAAUCUGACACAACAGGAGUACGAUCGCUACAUGUCAGGGGAGGCCAUUCCUCCCCAGGCCGGACAAGACAAUACAUGUGAGGGUCUGCGCAUCAUGUGGGAGAACCUACGAACUCUGUCCGAGCUCCGACAACGACAGGAGAAAGUGAUGGCCGACACGCUGCAGCUUCAGCAGGACAUGAUCGAGUUUAAAGACAGUUUCAGGCAGGAAGUGCAGGUUGUUCUAGAGAAGAAUCCCUGGGCGUUGAGGCCGCGGAAAAUGAAAAUAGACAUUGAUGCAGAUACAGAGAACAUGACAAAUCUUCCUACGCCGCUUCUUCCAGAGCCACUGAUGCCAACAAAGGCACAGGCGGUGGUUGGACUGGGGGCCAGUGAGGAGGCAGCUCCCGCCUCCUCUGAUGUCUCUGGCCAGGAGACAUAACUCUCUCACACCUGCUAACUGGAUCAUGAUUCAUAGCAUUUUUGUAACACAAGAAUGUAAGGGAUGAAACUUUGUAUGAAUGAAGGAGAAAUUAUUUAUUUGUUUGAAUUUGUUAAAAGCUAUUUAAGCCAAAUUGUGCUGCAGACCUAAAAAGGCCCCCUUUUUAGCAAAGCAAAAAUCUGUAAUGAUGGUAAAGAGAUAGUAUAUGUGUUGAACAAGUAAAAUGAAACGGAAAUAUAUGUAAAAGAGAAAUUUAGAUAGUAAUGGGAGUGGCAGGGAUAGUGCUUUAAUCCACUGGUUUUCAUUUGUAUUUAUUUUGUUAUUUGUAAACAUAUUACUUAUUUUUUAUUUAAUUUAAUUUUAAAAUGCAGUACGCAGUUACAGAAUAAUGGAGUUUUACAUACGUAUUGUGUUUUUUUUAAAGAGUGCACUGUGUGAAGCACUGUAUGUGUGUAAAUCAACAAAUGGUGUAUGUAUGUGUAUGUGCGUGUGAUCUGUAUGCUUAGUAUUAGAAUAAUAUCUGUUUACUUGUUAUAAUGAGAAGGACUCAAUAAAAAUAAUAACAAU